GAUCAGCACUUGUGAAGAUGUAUUCUGAUGAGAUCAUCGAUGGAGUGGGAGGAAUGUCCAAGUUCCAGUUCCUGAUACUAUUUCUGUUUAUGGGACCAAGACUGGUCACGUCCUGGGGAAUGUUGAUGAUGUCUUUCGCUGGGGUGACACCGCAACUGUGGUGGUGUGUGAACGAAAUGACCAGCGGCGCCAGUAAUUACACAGGAUUGAAGCAGUGCUCAGUUGGUGACAAUGGCACUUCGUGUUCUUUUGUGUACAGCACGGAGAAAAACACAGUUGUAAAUGAGUGGGACUUUGUCUGCGACAGAGCAGGAAUCAGGCUGUUCAUUACGUCUGUACAAAUGGGAGGUGUGUUGGUAGGAGCCCUCUUAAGCGGACAGUCUGCUGAUGUUAUUGGCAGAAAGAAGACCUUUUACAUCGCUCUGUUGUUACACGGAGGAUUCAACUUGGUGGCUGCAUUUUCAGUAUCAUGGCAGAUGUUUAUUGUGCUAAGGUUUCUUAUUGGAGCAAUGGUUGGUUCAAACUUAGUGGUGAGUUAUCCCUAUGCCAUGGAGUUCAUAGGAAGGAGUUGGCGCCAGGUAACAUCUGCAUGUCCGACCUGGCAAAUUGGAUCGGCCCUGUUUGCAAUGUCGUGUUGGCUACGUCCGGACUGUGUUGCACCAGAAAGUUUGCGGUGGCUUGCAGUUCAUGGUAAGCUGGAGGAUGCAGAGAAGGUGGUAGAUCAGAUGGCUCGGUACAACAACAGAGAGAAGCCAGCCAACACUGCCAUUCUCCUGAAGAAACUAUCAGAAGUGGAAAAGAAAGGGCAGGAAUCGGAUCACAAAUAUAACUAUCUUGACAUCUAUCGUCACUGGAAUAUUUGCUGGAAAUCCCUGGUUAUUCAGGUGAUCUGGUGA
Molecule: messenger RNA, 896 nt
Organism: Haliotis rubra (blacklip abalone)
Lineage: Eukaryota; Metazoa; Mollusca; Gastropoda; Lepetellida; Haliotidae
Product: solute carrier family 22 member 4-like
Exons: 4
Coding region: 18-896 (292 amino acids)
Biological process (GO): transmembrane transport
Cellular component (GO): membrane
Molecular function (GO): transmembrane transporter activity
Source: RefSeq, a predicted model, not a curated record